Molecule: messenger RNA, 243 nt
Organism: Colletotrichum lupini
Lineage: Eukaryota; Fungi; Ascomycota; Sordariomycetes; Glomerellales; Glomerellaceae
Exons: 1
Coding region: 1-243 (80 amino acids)
Source: RefSeq, a predicted model, not a curated record
AUGUGGACAGCUUGCAUGGGAUUUUUUCUUUCCAGCAUGUUGCUGGACCUCUUGUGGGUUCACAAGUACAACGCGGCAAUCCGGCAGAAAAUUUUGGGAAGAAAGGGUGAGACUACAAAUACUAGAGCAAUAGUGUUGUGGUUUUCAAUUUCUUGCCAGUCGCCAAGCGAAAUGGAGUACUCUCGAUUUCAUCAUGCAAUGUGUAGAGGUGAGUCGAGCCGGCGGUGUGCUUUGCGGGACUAA